CAGUUGCUCAACAAACUCAAUGCAGCAGGCACAAAACCUUUUUUUAUUUGUGAAGAACUAAGCUAAACUAAACCUUGACUUAGACUAAAAAUUUAUUUUGACAUUUGACUGUCAAUUUAAAGCUGUGAAAUUACGAUAGAAGGCUUUUUCCCUCCUCUCUCCAACAAUCACUUUUGCGAUUGUGACAGACUAAUAUUUUAUCAGGAUAAGGAUUUUGUAAUUUGGGAGUGAACUGUGAAGUUUGUAUAUAUAUAUUGUUUGAGAAGAGUCCUAUUUCAAGGCUUCAAGACAGCAACUGUUUAGAUUUAAAUACUAAUCAAAGAAGUUUCCAGCAGCAUUACAGCAUUUUUCAUCUGAAUAACCUAUUUUACUGUAACAUUUGCAGAAGGACAUGGCCAAGCCUACGGUCAGGAUGUCGUCCCACCGACCGAUGGAACUGUGGGUGGGAUUCGUGAACCACGUGCCCUUGGUGGGCACUUCUGCCAACAUGGUGGACGGCUUCAUUGCUCUGCUCCAGGGAGACCGAAGGGCGGCGGAGGCCAAGGGCUAUAAGGGCUUUCUAGAUUCAGCUGGAAUCCAUCAACUGAAGCCAGGGUCCAUCCUUCAGAACCACAAAAGCCAGACAGUAAUCGGGUGCAGCGCCAAAGUAUCCAAAGACAUAAACGACUACAUUAUACAGGCGAUUAAACCAGGGGCGAGCGCCACCGUCACAGCAGCUAAGGCAGCCAAGUCAGGUGCCGAUUUACGCAAAAACCUUUCCGCAUCUUUCGAGGUACUCAGGGGUAAACUGAGAGAACGUGGUAUAGACCUGGCCAGAGAUGUGAUCCAGGCUGGAAGGGCUAGCCGGGGAGAACAUGUUUUCAACAACGCCCUGCUGGGGCUAUAUGGAUCCAUAAUCGAUGCGUUCAUUCAAAGUCACGUCACAGGCGAUGACAGAGUGACACUGGUUGGCCGUAUUCCGAACAGCCGGGUUAGUGACGCCUUUCAAGGGCAUGCCCCAAACGGUGAUCACAUCAACCUGACCGCUGAUCAGAGACGAAACAUUAGCACCUGGGUGGUACACAUUCCUGACAAUGUGGUAUAUGUGCCAAUCAACAAUAUCCUGUUUGCAUACAUGACAGAAACCAUCAGGGUCAAUGCUGUUGACUACAUGCAUUUGUUUCGUCUGCAGCAAAAUAAUGAAAACGUGUUGCAUAUUCUUGGUGGCACGGUAGAUUGGAUAAAUAUGCAUCGCGUUUAUCUGGACCCACAGGCUGCGGAAAUAUGGUUUACUGAAAACCCAAAUCUCAUUCCUCAGUUUCACACAACUGAAGAUGGAGUGCAGCUAAUGUUGAGGCACCUGGAUCCCCAGAGGUCAACCCUGUUACGUGACUUUGUGAAUGACCUGAGACAGGCAGGUGCAACUUUUUAUUAAUGGAUGUUAGGAGUCCGCCAUCAAUUGCAGAUGCAAGUGGACCAGUUCAGAACAGAAGCCUCCUUUCUGCCUUAGUGUUAGAAUUUUGAAAUGCUUCAUGUCAGAACAGCUAAUUAUGUUGUUACAAAAUGAGUUUCUUUCAUAAGUGAUUUUUAUCAUCAAUAUAAAUAAAAGUUGUUUAUUUCAAA
Messenger RNA from Anguilla anguilla (European eel), 1602 nucleotides. RefSeq lists its product as uncharacterized. Bases 392 to 1414 code for a protein of 340 amino acids. NCBI's taxonomy places the organism in Eukaryota, Metazoa, Chordata, Actinopteri, Anguilliformes, Anguillidae. The transcript has 3 exons. The record is from RefSeq and is a predicted model, not a curated record.